GGGAAAUCCAGAGCAACCCAGGGAUGGAUAACAGUAUACCCAACUAACCACAGUUGCGACCCGACCAAGACAAGAGUAGUCAUCCUUGUCAACAGAUCAAUCACCACCAAUGCCUGGUCCAGCAUCCCACUGGACACUCAGGAUGCUAUUGCUAUCGAAUUA
This is a messenger RNA of Desarmillaria tabescens, 162 nucleotides long. RefSeq lists its product as uncharacterized. Lineage: Eukaryota; Fungi; Basidiomycota; Agaricomycetes; Agaricales; Physalacriaceae. The record is from RefSeq and is a predicted model, not a curated record. The transcript has a single exon. The annotation marks the transcript as partial.